AAUUGAAACCACAAACCUCGCAAUGCAGUUCACAAUUCGGCGUUCACUUGAUCCGGUCGAUCUCCGAUCAUUUCCACAAGCAGAACCCUCAAUCUUCUUCUACAAGCAUUAACACUAGGCACCCACAAAGUUUGGGGUAGGAAUAUCAGCAUAGCCCGCAUAGCUUUGGUUAUUUGGUUACGGCUAAGAUGAGAGCUAGUGAUAGUACCAAAAGAAUCUGCUCUAGAAAAUCGGAGUCUAGCUUGGGAGCAGUACCGGCGGCUGAACUGGUGAAUAUUGAACUUGAUGAUCUCCCGGAUGUUGUGUUGGUUGAAAUUCUUUGCCGGCUUCCAUGCUAUAAGUUUGUUUUGAAAUGCAAGUCAGUGUCCAAGCGUUGGUUCAAUGUCAUGUCCGGUCCUUAUUUUCUUGGCCGCUUUCUCUGUCUCCAGAGUGAUCGUGAUGAGACACCGAUUAUUCGCUCUCUGAUAACCGACACAGGGCAGGAGUUCCUUAAUAGAAUGGCCACGACCACCAAGCCACUAGGUCCAUUGUUUGAAAAACUCAUGAGUGUCCAGCAAUUGGAAAAGGAACCGAUUGUUGUAGCUACGUAUAAUGACUUAGUUCUCUGCUCUACAACGGGCUUUUAUCAGCGUGAUUACUACAUCUGCAAUCCGUGCACAAUUCAGUGGGUUGCUGUUCCUCCCCCUCCUAGAGUUUACAAAUAUACACCAGUGGGAUUAAUUUGUGAUCUUCCCUACUUUAACUGUACGAAAGAUGACCAGGGAGGAAGUGUCAUUCAAGUUAAUGCUGAGUUUAGGUGCAGGAUAGUGAGAAUAGUUCUUCCUGAAAAUGAAUCUGUCACCGAACUCGAAGUUCAAAUUUUCGCCUCUGAUACCAGUCAAUGGAUAACGUCAACUAUAUCAAUACCAUCAGGUGUUAUAUGUGACACCGUCCCUAUAGAAAGGAGCUUCACUUACAAUGGCAUGCUGUAUUUUGUGGGUGACGAACCUGGUGAUCAAAACUUUCUUUUGGGGUUGGACCCAUUCUUGAUCAACAAUAGUAUAAUUGAGCGCUAUCAGUUCAUUCGAUUUGAUGAUCCAGAAGAGUCUUUUGUACUUCGGUACUUUGGUGAAUACAGAGGGUGCCUGCACAUGUGCGACUAUGAUCAUUAUAAGUUUUUUGUUCGGGAGUUGAAAGCAGAAGAACUGUGUGGAGGAGCUGGCAAAUUAAGUGUGGAAGGUAUACAGGAUUAUACACUGGACAUAGGCAAUGUUCCGCCUUAUUGUGGUCAGUUUGUUAGUUUACUAUUUUUGGAUCCCAAUAAUGAGCAUGUUAUAUAUCUGCACAUAUGCAAUGACAUUGUCAGGUAUGACCUUCAAACAAGAGAAUGGUCAAAGCUUGCUGGAAAUAUUCCCUCUCAUGAUCAAUUUCUGUUUGUGGUCCCAUGGUGGCCAACGCCAGUGCCUAGGCUAUUACAACACGCCCAACCUACGGGAAUAAACUUCUAAGCUCCAUGUGGAGGUAUACUGUGGAAUAUGGGUCAAGGAGGAGAUUGGGUGGAAAGCAAUGAGGUGACAGUCGUUUAGUUCCCUGAAGAGAAUGUCGAGUCUGCUUGCAGCUGCGAGAAAGCCGAUGACUCAGAAAAGUGGCUAACUUUUGGGUUUGGUGCCGUUACUAGUCAGGCCGAUACUAUCUUGGCACAGUUUGUUCUGUUCUUUUUGAGUUCUGAUAUUGGCAAGACACUCAGUUUCUAAGUUCUACCUAGCUACUGGUACGUAUGCUCUCUCCCAAUUAAGUACUGUAUGCAAAAUUUUAAUGUAAUGGGUUGCUUUUUAAAUUGUAUUUGCUUGCACUCUCUUGCAUCAUUGUUAAGAAUUUCUGGGAAGGAAUGAAACUUUAAAUUAGGUCUAGCAUCUCUGUAUUGUAGCACUAUAAUCAAACAUGACUUCCACAGUUUAUUAGG
This is a messenger RNA of Argentina anserina (silverweed cinquefoil), 1942 nucleotides long. RefSeq lists its product as uncharacterized. Gene Ontology annotation, molecular function: protein binding. Lineage: Eukaryota; Viridiplantae; Streptophyta; Magnoliopsida; Rosales; Rosaceae. The coding region runs from base 189 to 1487 and encodes 432 amino acids. The record is from RefSeq and is a predicted model, not a curated record. The transcript is spliced from 2 exons.